AUGACGCUCAUGUAUGUGCGCUUGAGAUUUAAAAAAGUUAAUGAAAUUAUAACCAUACGCAUACGAAAGAGAAGUAUUUUGAAAUGCACAUCAGGUCAUGAUGUGAAACUUAUAAAAGAAGUUACUGACAGACUUUAUCACUUGUGUAGGAUGCAUUAUAAAUUGUGUCAUCUAAUGAGAGAAUUAAACAAGACCUUCGCCUUUCAACUCUUGUGUUCCUUAGCUGUGUCUAUGGGCGAUGUUUUAUUCCAAAGUUAUUAUUUAUACCAUCUACUUUUUAACAGUGUGCCCAAUGUUACUACGACAAUGGUUUUAUGCCCUAUUGCUUGGUUAGUUGAUGAGAUGGUGGAGAUAUUUUUAUUAGUUCGAUCUUGCGCUAGUACCUGCGAAAGUGCUAAUACGACUCCUAUUCUGUUACAUGAAUUUCGAAAUGAACUUGAUAACAUCGAAAUUGAGAGUCAUAUUCAGAUGUAUUCAUUACAAUUGCUUCAUCAGAAGAUACGAGUAUCUGCGUUGGGUUUUUUUUAUAUCGAUUAUUCGUUGAUAUAUUCAGUAGUUGGGGCAGUAACUACGUACUUGGUAAUUUUCAUACAAUUUGAUCAGCAAACUUCUGACAUAAAACUAUAUCCAGUUGGUAACUGCAGCGGACCCUGA
Anoplophora glabripennis (Asian longhorned beetle) is the source of this 654-nucleotide messenger RNA. Its product is annotated as putative gustatory receptor 28b. Gene Ontology annotation, biological process: sensory perception of taste. Bases 1 to 654 code for a protein of 217 amino acids. Lineage: Eukaryota; Metazoa; Arthropoda; Insecta; Coleoptera; Cerambycidae. Gene Ontology annotation, cellular component: axon; membrane; neuronal cell body. The transcript is spliced from 5 exons. The record is from RefSeq and is a predicted model, not a curated record.